GUUAUACAAGGCGGAAGUGCAACAUUAUUGUUGUACCUGUCAACACUUGGCCACAAGAAAAGGAUUAAAAACGUGCUGCGGAAGACUAACAUGGUCGCUGCUUAAUUUUGACGGAGCAUUUGUUACUGGUAAGAACUUUGGCGUGAUGAUUGUUUAGUUUCGGGUGAACUUUUCGUGUCAGACGACACGUAGUCGGGCUGCUAACAGGAUUUAGCGUCGCGGCUAACUGACAGUGUUGUUUCGACACCUCCUGGACUGAACACAAGCACCUUCUGGAGUCCGAUCGUCGACUACGCUCACCACCAGUGCCUGAGUCGCCAGUCUGGUUUCUCUCCAGCUCGGGGCCGCCCCAUCCGUAAACAGCCUCUUCCAUCUGUGUCAAUGGCGGGACGCGGUGGCGCGAGCAGGCCUAACGGCGCGGCGGCGGCGGCCAACAAGAGCUUCCAGUUCAAGCUGGUGCUGUUGGGGGAGUCAGCGGUGGGCAAGUCCAGCCUGGUCCUGCGCUUUGUCAAAGGUCAAUUCCACGAAUUCCAAGAAAGCACCAUUGGAGCGGCUUUCCUGACUCAGACCGUCAGCCUGGACGACGUCACGGUCAAGUUCGAGAUCUGGGACACUGCGGGCCAGGAGCGCUACCACAGCCUGGCACCCAUGUACUACCGAGGCGCUCAGGCCGCCAUCGUGGUCUACGACAUCACCAACACGGACACGUUUGCGCGCGCAAAGAACUGGGUGAAGGAGUUGCAGAGGCAAGCCAACCCCAACAUCGUGAUCGCUCUGGCCGGCAACAAGGCCGACAUCGCAGACAAAAGAGCGGUGGAGCAUCAGGAGGCGCAAGAAUACGCAGACGAAAACGGACUCCUCUUCAUGGAGACUUCAGCCAAGACCGCCCUCAAUGUCAAUGAUAUUUUUAUGGCUAUUGCCAACAAGCUACCAAAGAUUGACCCUCAGGCGGGCGCCGGCCAGGCGGGCCGCAGCGGCGCAGGAGUGAACCUGAACGACACCGCUGCCCAGAGCCGCAGCAGCCGGUGCUGUAGUGGCGCCGUCGGCGGCGGAAGUGGCAAUUAGAGCCUUCGCGGGGACAACACUUACGAAAAGAAACACUGGAGGACAGGCAGAGCCCCUUCGCCUCCCCCCUCCUCCUCCUCUUCUUCCUCCUCAUCUACUCUUAAACUGAAAUUUAAGAUGAAAUUAUCUGGAGCCUCUUUUUUUAAAACCAAGAAUCACAAGCAAAGUGGGAUGAUCCCUUCUGACUGGUCUCCUUCCAUCUAUCUACCUCCCUCCUCAUUUUCAUCACUUCCUCUUUUCAAUCUGUCUUCAAUUAUUUUGAAUUUUUUUGGGGGGUGGUUGGUUUUUGUUUGUUUUGUCUCUUCCCAUUUACGCGUGGGUAUAUUGUGUGUAUAUUAUGUAUGUUUAUGUGUAUAUAAAAAACACAGUAUAUAUAUUUAUAUACACACAUGAAUACUAUAUAUAUUAUAUACUGUAUGCAUACCGUGUGUUGUAGCUUUCGUUGACUUCCUUUUCAACAAUCAUCAGGAAAUAGGCAUUUUUUUCCAGGAGUGUUUGUCUUAAUGAAGGUUGUCGUCGUCAUCAGUGAUUUGGAUAAGAAUUGUGGAAAUAAGGUGUACACAUGAAAUAUAAUAAAGCUCAUGCAAGACAA
This is a messenger RNA of Phycodurus eques (leafy seadragon), 1657 nucleotides long. RefSeq names its product ras-related protein Rab-5C-like. The coding region runs from base 382 to 1065 and encodes 227 amino acids. The record is from RefSeq and is a predicted model, not a curated record. NCBI's taxonomy places the organism in Eukaryota, Metazoa, Chordata, Actinopteri, Syngnathiformes, Syngnathidae. The transcript has 6 exons. Gene Ontology annotation, molecular function: GTPase activity; GTP binding.